This is a messenger RNA of Exophiala aquamarina CBS 119918, 1449 nucleotides long. RefSeq lists its product as uncharacterized. Gene Ontology annotation, molecular function: protein binding. The transcript is spliced from 2 exons. The record is from RefSeq and is a predicted model, not a curated record. NCBI's taxonomy places the organism in Eukaryota, Fungi, Ascomycota, Eurotiomycetes, Chaetothyriales, Herpotrichiellaceae. Bases 1 to 1449 code for a protein of 482 amino acids.
AUGAUUGCAUCAACUCCACUCUCAUUACUCCUCCUUCAUCUGCCAGACGAAGUUCUAAUCACCAUCUUCGGUUUUCUCGAUUUCAAUAGCUUGUGUGACGCAACCCUGGUCUGCAAGCAUUUCAAUGAUCUUGCCGAACCGUUUCUGUACCACUCCAUCGAGAUUCUAAAUGGAUACCAGGCCUCUGUUCUGUCAGCCAGUCUUCAUGCCAAUGAACGCCGGGCCACGUGGAUACGUUCAUUACUCGUCUCAGUCAAAUUUGGUGAGGACCUGGGUUUACAUGCUUUACCGCCAUACAUAAGCCGGAUGUGUAAUCUCCAGGAUCUCUGCCUUGAGACCCCGGAUUGCAAUGCCAAGUUUCCUGAAGAACGGGUCGCUUGGGUCAACCUGCAGGAUCGAUAUGAGCGUAUAUUUGAGAGUGCUUCCGCUGUCGUUCCUGUAUCUUUCGGAAGGCUGCUUCCAAACUUGCAGACGUGUACUUUACAUUUCGUUGAUGGUCAGAAAGAAAUCCAUUCAAUGACCAAAUACCCCAUGGUUUUUCUGCAUCCAAACUUGAAGUCUCUGACCAUGUCGUGUGCGAGCACCGAUUUCCCCGAUCGACUACUUGUGGACUUCCAAGACGACAAGACGCUUUUAAAGUCCACCAACUUGGAACAUCUACAUUUGGAAGAAUGCGACAUCUUCUCUCCUUCUCUUGCCAUUCUCCUAAGCUUCCCGAAAGCUUUGAAGUCACUCAAAAUCAGUGAGGGCAUCCGCUACGAUGGUAUAUUCAGUGCUAGGAGUAGUCGACUCCAUGGCAACGUGUCCCCCGGUCCGUUUGUUGAUGCAGUUGCUCAGAAUUGUGCCAAAUCACUCGAGCAUCUGUCUCUCAGCUUGGGCUACUCGAGGCAAGGAUUUCAGCAUAUCAAUCAUCCCGGCCAGCACCUGAACUUAUCCAACUUCUUCGCAAUGAAGCAACUUGACCUUGAUGUCCGCACAGUCAAUCUGAUCCGAGUAAGGGCACUCUGCGAUCAUGCAACCUGGCGAAGGCUUCCACCAAAUCUAGAGACUCUCAAAGUCUUUGGCAUUCCCUUGGGUGAACGGCCACCAUUUCAGGCACGCAGAAAGGUCUGGUUCCCGUUCGACCAGUGCAUUGCCACCGACAAAGCCAAGCAUGGCGUGCGGCUCCUGAAGAACUUGGUGUACUCCUACGAAUAUUACCGCGAGGAUGAUGAGAUGCCGCGUUUGAGUAUCUCUGAUGAUGGAGACAGUGUGGAGGAGACCAGUCAAGUCCUGAUCGCUCAGCACAGAAUGACGGAGAAAUGCAAAGAACUUCAACCCAAGUUUAAGAAAGCAGGUGUCAGGCUCGAAAUCGAGAUGGUCGCACUGCCUAAUGGCUUUAUUCCUCCUUACUUGUUCCCCGAGGACAAACCCAAGACAUACACGCUGUGGGAAUCUGCACCGCGAUGA